Molecule: messenger RNA, 1269 nt
Organism: Tripterygium wilfordii
Lineage: Eukaryota; Viridiplantae; Streptophyta; Magnoliopsida; Celastrales; Celastraceae
Product: pectinesterase PPME1-like
Exons: 4
Coding region: 1-1098 (365 amino acids)
Biological process (GO): cell wall modification
Molecular function (GO): pectinesterase activity
Source: RefSeq, a predicted model, not a curated record
AUGUCGACCAAGAAUUUUGUUUCCAUUUACGCAGCAUUCCUAACAACUCUUCUAAUCUCUCCCAUCGUCAUUUCAGACGACGCGACCCCUAUUCCAGCAGAUGCAGCACAAUUGAGCGGCUGGUUUACCGCCAAUGUCAAGCCAUUAGCGGACCGGAAGGCAACCUUAGACCCUGCUUUGGAUGCAGCGGAGGCUGGCGCUAAGGUCAUUAAGGUUGGCAAAACCGGUGGGGAAUUCAAGACUAUAACUGAAGCCAUCAAUAGCAUUCCUUCUGGGAACACAAAGCGUGUAAUUAUCUCACUUGGACCUGGAGAGUACCAAGAGAAGGUCAAAAUUGAACGUACCAAGCCCUUUGUUACAUUGUACGGUGCACCCAGUGACAUGCCAACCAUCGUUUUCGGCGGCACGGCGGCUGAAUAUGGAACUGUCGAUAGCGCUACCUUGAUUGUCGAGUCUGAUUACUUUGUCGCUGCAAAUAUCAUUGUUAAGAAUUCUGCGCCAAGGCCGGACGGGGAGAGAAAGGGAGCACAGGCGGUGGCUGCGAGGAUCUCAGGAGACAAAUCAGCUUUGUAUAAUUGCAAACUCAUCGGAUUCCAGGACACACUGUGUGAUGACAAGGGCCUUCAUUUCUUCAAGGACUGUUUCAUUACCGGAACCGUUGAUUUCAUCUUCGGAAAUGCCAAGUCCCUCUAUUUGAACACAGAGAUAAAUGUCAUACCAGAGGAAGGAUUUACUGUGAUAACAGCACACGCAAGACAGGGCAAUUCAGAAGAUACUGGAUAUUCAUUUGUACACUGCAAAGUAACAGGAGCUGGGAAGGGAGCCUACUUGGGAAGAGCAUGGAUGCCUAAUCCCAAAGUCAUUUUUGCCUUCAGUGACUUGGGCAGCGCCGUCGCUCCUGAGGGAUGGAGUGAUAAUUUCAAACCAGAACGUGCCAAUACGGCUUUCUUUGGGGAAUACCAGUGCAAGGGAACAGGAGCCAACCCCGCUGCAAGGGCCAAGUUCACCAAGCAACUCGCACCUCCUCAAGCCAACGAGUUCAUCUCCCUUGCUUUCAUUCAGGGCUCCAAAUGGCUUCUUCCUCCACCCAAGGUGUAAAUACAUCAUCACAAACUUGGCUGCACGCAGCAGCAAAGCGUGCAAGUUUUUUCUGUUCUUUUUGGUUCCAAAUGUUGUUAAGGCUCCCUGCUACUAGUAGCUAGAGAAGUGAUAUGAGAUUGUAGUAUAUGUAUCGGAAUAAUGUAUUUGCUGAUCAACGUUGUUGAUGUA